Phyllotreta striolata is the source of this 517-nucleotide messenger RNA. NCBI's taxonomy places the organism in Eukaryota, Metazoa, Arthropoda, Insecta, Coleoptera, Chrysomelidae. The record is from the annotation of a GenBank genome assembly.
AGUUUGCACUAGAUACACUCGAUCGCGCCGAAAACUCCUCACAUGGCGACGGCAUGCAGUAUUAGCCUCGUCGGAUUCCUAAUAUGCUGCACGGCGGCCGCGGUCACGAUCGCGGCGGCCCCGCCGCCCCCCGAUCGCGCCGGCGACGUGGCAAAUGGUCCUUGUUGCGUCCUGCCGUUUUGUGUUAACAGCCGACGAUGCUAUCAGACCAUCAGUUGCGGUCAUCUCUGCGCCGAGGAGUCCUUAAAGAAAGAGUUUGUUCCGACUCCGGGGUACAAAAUUAGAGUGUCUUACUUCAAGAGGGAUUGCCGAUUGGAGGGAUGCAAUGAAAUGCAUUUCGAAUGCAACAAAUGCCCUAAUCCCAGCGACAGCGAUUUUAGCAUACACAGGGUAGCUCUACGAUGCAGAGACUGCUAUUACAAGUAAUUAAGAACUUUAUUUAAAUAUACAUAUGUGCAGUUAUUGUUGAUAUAAACAACGUUGUUAUUAUACCAUUUGAAGUAAUUGUAAUUCCACA